Molecule: messenger RNA, 993 nt
Organism: Penicillium brevicompactum
Lineage: Eukaryota; Fungi; Ascomycota; Eurotiomycetes; Eurotiales; Aspergillaceae
Product: quinone oxidoreductase family protein
Exons: 3
Coding region: 1-993 (330 amino acids)
Biological process (GO): cellular response to oxidative stress
Cellular component (GO): cytoplasm
Molecular function (GO): zinc ion binding; quinone reductase (NADPH) activity
Source: RefSeq, a predicted model, not a curated record
AUGUCGGCCCCAUCAACAAUGAAGGCCGUUGUGGUCGAGCAAACUGGAGGCCCCGAGGUACUCCAAUUCCGCACUGCUCACCCAGUGCCAACUCCUCAAGCCGGACAAUUGCUAGUUCGAAACAAUAUCUCCGGUGUCAACUUUAUCGACACUUAUUUCCGAACAGGACUAUACGCUUCACCCAAGCCGGAGAUCCUGGGCCGCGAAGGUGCCGGUACUGUCGCAGCUGUGGGUCCCGAAACAACCGGAUUCAAUGUCGGUGAUCGCGUUGCUUGGUUGGCUACUCAAGGAUAUGCGGAGUAUACUGCUGUAUCUGCGGCCAAGGCUGUCAAGAUCCCCGAGGGAAUCAGCGAUGAGGAUGUCAUGGCCUCGUUCUUGAGUGGCUUGACUGUGCUUGCAUUUGCGAAGGAGACUUAUCCUGUUCAGAAGGGGGAUUGGGUUCUUUUGCAUGCUGCCGCUGGAGGUGCAGGUUUCCUGAUGACCCAGAUUUUGAAAAUUAUGGGGGCCAAGGUCAUUGGCACCGCUGGCGGCGCAGAGAAGUGCGCUCUUGUCAAGGAUCUUGGCGCUGAUGUGGUGAUUGAUUACCGCAGCGAGGAAGGCAAGGACUGGGUGAAACUGGUCAAGGAAGCCACUGGUGGUCGUGGUGUUGAUGUCGUCUAUGAUUCUGUCGGCAAGGAUACCUGGGAGGGCAGUCUGGAAGCUGUCAAGCGCAAGGGUACUAUUGUUUGGUUCGGCAAUGCUAGCGGUCCUGUACCCCCGCUGCCUUUACCCAAACUUUCCCCCAAGUGUGUGAAGGUCGCCCGCCCGACCCUCUUUGGGUACAUUGAGACCCGCCAGGAGUUUGAGUACUAUACGAAUGAGCUGUUCAACCUUCUCAAAUCGGGCCAGCUGAAGACUAAGAUCCACAAAGUUUACCCGUUAGAGGAUAUCAUCCAAGUGCACAAGGACUUGGAGGGGCGUAAGACCAUGGGCAAGCCCCUUCUGAAGCCAUGA